CAUCCAGUGCAGUUCUGACUACUAUCAACAAAGCGCGCGCCUGCGUUUCCUUGCCCCUCACAAGGGCGUAUUGACUUUUGUAUAAAAUAAUUUUUCACACACACACACACAUACUCAUAUAUGCACACUCAAGCGCAUACAUACACGCGACAUAUGCAAAUACAUUUAACUGAUAAACGCGAAAAGCAAGUAAAUACACAUACACAGACAUGAAAACGGUAAAAAAUCGCUAAAAAAAACUCGAAAUAUUUGCAAAAUGUCAACGUAACGGUGAAAAAGUGUCGUGAAAAUGUUGCUGAAAGUGUGAAAUACAGCGAAAACUGCAAACUUCAAGCCAUCGCAUACACGUAUACAAAACGUAGCAUACUUUUAGGUGCACGGUGACUUCAGUCAUCAAUUAAAGAAGUUUUCAUUUUAAUUUAUUUAAUAAAAGUAAAAUUAUGGAAGCGUUUUUCGAUAAAGAAUAUGCAACCAUGGCUUAUGCAUAUCUGCGUGAGUGCGGUAUAAUCGGCAAACUUAAUGAGAUUUUUGGAAAAUUAUUAGAAGCCGAAAGGCCAGAUCUGAUAAAUUUUAUACGCGAGGAAUUGGGGGAUAAACCCACACCGACGGAAAUCGUUGAAAAUAUGGAGCAAGAGUUAGACGAUGCGCAUCGCGAAAUUCGUCGUUUACGCGGCAUAUUAAAAGAACUUGGCGUUAAUAUUACAGACGAGCAAUUUUAUGAGGCAGAUCCGGGGCCUGGUGACAUUGAAUUGUUCAUUGACCUUGACGAAAUUAAUGAUGAUCACACGGUUGGACAACAUACACAGCAGACUAAUUAAGCUACUUGUAAGUGGAACAAAUAAAAUCUAAGGAUAGAAACAAGCUAAUGGAAUUGACGUUUUCAUAAUUCACUGUUAAUUGUCGAAAUAGUUCUAGCAGACUAAAAAAAAAAUAAACUCGAAACGACACAAGCAAUGUCAAGGUCACAAAUGUAAAAGCGAGACUAAAAGUGUCAUCAAAACAGAAAAUUAUAAACGAUGAAAAUAAGCAAAAUGCAAGAAAAAAAUGAAAGCAAAAAAACAGAGAAAAGAAAUAAAAAAACCAUAAAAAACAAAAGUGAGAAAAUUGGCAGAACUCUUCAAAAUUUAACUUUCUCGGAGAGUGAUUGAAAAAAUUUAAGAAAGUGUGGUUAGAAGCUUGAGAUCGCUAGUCCAACAUUUGCAGGAAUUUCCGUGGGGAAAAAACAAAAAACAGUAAUACUACUACAAAAUCAAAAGAAUUUCAUGUAUAAAAAUAUAAUAUAAACGGCAAAAACAAAAAAAAAAAUCAUCUUUAACUUUCCGCAACAACAAUCGACCAUAACAACAACGACGAUUAUCAAACGUAGACAUGUUUGUGAAACAUUAACACACGCAACAGCAAACCGACGUCAAUUGGCGGCAACAACAACACCAAAUUACCUAACCUAUUAAACUAAAUGCAUUUGCAACUGCCAACAAAAACAACAACAAUAGCAAUCACAACCGAAAGCACACCAUUCAUACAACGAAAUUCCUAGAGAGCAUACACACACACACACGAAUACAAACUAAUAGUAAGCACGCAGGAGCUGCUCACACUAAUACUUCCAAACAUUCAUAGAAAGCAAAAGCAGAAAAAAAUCAAAACAGAAACCAGUGGAAAGCAGAAGCCAAGAAGAUUUAUGAUCAUCAAAUAUUAAAUUUGCCAACCGACUAAGCGACACAUUUUUGACAUUUGCAAACGAGAAAAGUAAUACAAAAACAAAAGCAACAAACAACUUGGCAGCAAGUAAAACAGGCGACGGCGACUAGGUCAGACUUAGCGAGGCGCAUUUGAGCGCGUCAAUAGGCCAGCGAGCUGCUCCGCCUGGCCUGGCGGAUGCACGUCGCGCACAGUGGUGGCGUCAACAGUGACGCGGCAGCCACAUUAAAUAAAUUGCCCCGCGCGGCAUGCUAGUGUACACACUCCACUCAUUUGUAUAGAGUGGGAGAUAUUUAAGGCUAUAUAUGGUGCACCGGCAACGCAGGAGCGUCAACUACAAUUACAACACAUUCUAGAGGUGAACUCACGUCGCACCCGCCACACCAGCGCAGGAUUAGCAGCGACGAGCAGCGGCAGCCAGCCAGUGGAAGCAGUGAGUAGUUUGGGCGCCGAAAAGAAUGGCUGUGGCGAUGCGACCAAAUGGUUUACAUCAUGCAGUUUCGUUAGGCACCAUUGAGGUGGCGUCUAAGUCGUCAGCGGCUUCUAGCCAUUACGAUCGCAGUUACGACUCCGAAGAUGAGAAUAUGAGCCGACGCCGUUUGCGACACACCUCCUCCACAGAACUGUAUCCGCGCCCAUCCGUUUACUCCAAAGGCGACAUACGCGAACAGUACUGCCUAACUGAUCGUCAGCUGCAUAGCAUCGAGCGGCCGCGUCGCGAUCGCUUCUUCGGCUGUCUCUCGCGUCGUAGCGGUGUGCAGCAAUCGUUUCUGGGCGGCUGUGUGGGCCGGCGUGUGCCCUCCGAUGAGAAUUUAGCUGCUUACGCGCCCUUCUACAAAUAUCCGCGCUAUCAACGACCUUUUCAAAAUCACGACGACAAAUCGCCCGAUUCCGAUAUGGAUAGUUCCUAUUUUCGACGUCAACCAGCUUCAAUUUUGAGCACUGCGAAAACGCAAGACACCGGCGUUGGCGCUAGCACAAGCUCUGUCGGCGUUGGUGUCGGCCCUGGCGCAUCUGUGGGAGGUAUGGGUAUGCCUCAGAACCAACGCUACUCCUGGAUGGGCGCUCCCAGCGGUAUUGGAAACGAGAAUGUCAACUUUACUAACGAUCCAAGCGCAAGCCUGACUUGUUGGCUAACACCGACUGAUUACCAAUAUCGGAAUAUUUAUAUGACCAACUGUUUUGCACUUUGCGCACAGAAUCAUUUUCAAAACUUCACACAUCCACUCGAAAAUGUUUGUUCGUAUCACUAUCCCACCCAUGUCGGACUGCCAGCCGGCCAGCAACUACAAAUGGGCGGCACAACACCGAGAACUAAGCAUGUCAGUUUCGCUCGCUCGCAUACACUCACCUCCUUCGACGAUGUCAAUUUGGGUUUCCGCUCCUCCGGUCGCAUGAAGACCACACGCAGUCAGGAACGUCUUAUUGGCGGCAAGAAACCGAUCAUUGCCACCGGUUCCAUCUACGAGUCCACGCAACUGCCCGCGCAUAUGGCGCAACAGCCAACUGUUUUGCAUACACAACAGCAACAGCAGAUGACACAUCAGCAGCAGCAGCAGCAGCAACAGCAACAGCAUCCACACCCGCCGACCAAUUAUAUAACGACGUUGCCACCCGCACUCGCCAUGCAUCCACAUGCCCAACAAGCCGUCAUACAUCAACAUGCGCCACAUAUUCAUCCCUCGCAUGGACAUGGCCAUUCACAUCAACAUCAUCACGGGCCACCCAUCCACAUACAUCAGUUUGUACCGACCGGUUUUGCUAGUGCCGCCGAGUUGGGUGCUCAGAUCCAAACUGAACAACCGAUUUCCUUGUUAACCGGCAGGCCUCUCACACAUAUGGAUGAUAUACCACUUGGUGUCGGUGGUGCUGGAGCGACGGCGCAUGGUGGUAUGAUGCCGACUGGUAUGGGUGUCUUGACGUGUGCCACACAGGUGUUGGCGCCACCCAGUCCCGAAGUGUUGGUGGUCGAAAAGAAGUUCCGUAAUGCCAUGAAGACGCAAGCCACGCAAACUGAGGUGCGGAAGGAUGGUUUCGCGCAGGUUUUGGCGCUGAGUCCACGAACCAUGCAUAAGGUGAAGGUGGUAUCGCAAGGCGCACAGACGAAUGGGUUGCUGAAUGGCAAGAAGCUCGCAAAAAGUUUGUCGGAAAUGCCGAAUGGUAAAGUGUUACCUGGAUUAGAUGAUAGGCAAAUUAGAAACUUUAUCGAUCAUAACGCUGUUUAUCGCACUCAGUCAGAAGAACCGCCAAAGUCACCGCUGGAGCUCGGCGAUCCAAACAAUAUUAAUUAUUACGAACCACCGCCACCGCUUGACACAAUUUCCUACUACAGUCAUCGCUCGUCACAACUGCCCUCGGAGGAGAGUAUGCCCUAUUUUCCUAAGGACGCGCUCGCUUUCGACUACGAGAGCAACAGUUUGCCACGUCGCGCUUGCACAUUCCAUCGCGAGAGCAGCUUCAGCUCGAACAGUCUGCCACGACGUGAACCACUGCAUGCACAUGAGAUAUGUAAACACAUAACCGAGUGUACGGAAUUGAUGGGUGAGCCGAAUGGAGGUGUUAACGGCGGUAAUGGCGGUUUGCUCGACUUCUCUAAGCCGCAUUUGUUGCCACCGCCUAGCGAGUACUGUAAAGACGCCGACGAGCCCCUGACAUCUACUUCCACGUUGACAGCGGAGCCCGCACCCGAACCCGAAGUUGUAGAUACAAGUCGACGUAAGUCCAUGGUAGCCGUACUGCCACCGCUAGACGCUGAUAUUACGCCCACACCGUUCAGACGCGAUGACUUACGACGCCAGUCAAUGCCAAUUUAUGUAAAAACCGAAAAACUGAUUGAUGGUUUCGGUCCACGCACAUCUUUCCGCUCGAAGAUUAAACCGAAACCGGUUAUAGGCGGCAGUGAGGAAAUUUCCGGUGAUGAGAAAGAGAUCUUUAUCGACUUCAAACCAAAUGUUAUGAUGAAAGCGAGCGCACAAAUUCCACAAGCUAAAUACCGACCAAUCUAUAAGCCGCUACCGCCAACAGUAGCGCAGCUUGAGGAAAGCAAACAACAUAAAGCUGUUGAAGAAUGUGAAAACUGUCGCGCACUACAAGCAGGCGAACCACGUUCCUCCAUCAGUGAGGAUGACUACGAGGAUGAGGCGGAGCCGGAACAAGCCACAGAUAUAGACGACGAAAAAGCCAAGCAAGAAGAAAGCGAUCAACACGAUCCACUUUACGAGAAUGUGCCCGCAAGUGCGCCGAGUAUGGCAGCCGAACGACGCGCCAGCAUGCGAAAACGUUCCGUGAGCUUGGAUGAACAAAAUGUCUCGCCUGAAAAAGGUAACGGCAUUUCGGCGCCACCAAGCCCUUGCCGUGAGGAAUUGCUCUUCGCAAAUGCAUCCACUUACCCAUCCUCGGAUUCCCUAGCGAACGACGUGACGCGCGAUCACUCAGACGGCAUUUGGAAUGAGUCGCAGGUUACAGUCCUAACUGCCGAACCGCCGAAGGAAGGCACCGAAGGUGCAUACACCAAUGCGAAUAUGCUGCUGACACCAACAACGCGACGGAAAAAUCUACUACUGCAACACCAACAACGCAGCUCCGUGGAUACGGACGCAUUGGAUUUGGAGGACACACAAGUGGAUUUGAGUCCCACCUAUGGCAUUGCGGUGAACGCACUACCAACCACCGCUAAGAGCGCCAAAUCCGGCGCGCUUAUCACACAACAACCGCAAGCGAGCCGCGAGCCCAAAUCGACCACGCUAACGGUGCCACAGAAAAUCACCACACCCUCAAUCGCAGUCACACCCAGCCUACCGUUGGCCAAAGAGAUCUCACCCAAAAAAUCGCCGGGCACGAGUAAACGCAUCGUACAGGAGCUACCUCCACUAACACGCGAUGGACGACGUACAUCAGACGUGCAGCAGACGCGUGCUGUCACCGACGCGAUCAUGACCGUCGCAGCUACUUUAAACAACAACAGCAACAACAAGUUCAAUAACACCACAGAUGUGUCGGAGUGCAGCACGAAUACCGACGAAUAUGCCACUUGUACUGACACGUCGAAGCGCACGCCAGGUAUUAAGACACCACCAACAACAACAAGCUCAUCAUCAACGACACAAGUACCAGUGUCGACACAAAGUUCACAGAUUGACCGUACGCAAGGUUCAUCCUUUGAGAGCGCCUCUUCACUCUACUCAACGCGCGGUGAAGUGUUGACCGAGGAUAUACUGCAGCAUGAUGAAAAACCCACUAAACCGCAUAAGCUUGAGCGCGAGCUGCAGCUGAAGUCGCCUGUGCCCACAGCAGAGCAGGCGAAACGUUCACCCUCGCACUCGAUUAGCAGCACAUCGUCGGGUAGCUAUAAUGUCGCUGGGUUGGCAACACCAUCGCCAUCUGCGAAGGAUGCGGAGAAGCAUGUGGAGCCAGCUGGGAAGGCAGCAGCGUCGUCAACCAAAGCUUUACACGUGAAAAGUGUCGGUGCGCCAACCGCCAGCGUCGAACCGUCCGCUGUACGUGAAAAGCCACGCAUCAAGCCCGAGUCCAUAUCGGAUGAUGAACGUAGUGAGGUACGCUACUCAUCGUCCGGCUACUAUGAGAGUCCACAUGAUGAUGAUCAUGUGAUCAAGUCACGGCGUCAUCGUCUCGAUGAGGAACGUAAACGUCGUAAGACGACAAUGAAACUAGACAUCGAAAAGGAGAAUUUACGCGCGCUCACUAGUCCGAUUAAGAAGCCAGCAUCCGCAAUGGCCGGUGCGCACGCCACGCCUAUAGCUGCGGCAGUUGCAGCAGCCACAAAGGAGAAAAUAACAGAGAAACAGUCCACCACUAGUGGGCACGCCAUUGAAACUACAAGUCCGAAUCGCAUUAAACGUUUCCGUCCAAAGAUACGUCGUCAAUUUAGACGGAGUUCACGCGAUGAUAGCACCCCGAAGCGACAAAAGAAUUUGGUGAAUUUAUAUGGCAUGCCGCCGACAGCGGGUAGCGCGGAGAAACUCUUGGAUUACAGUGUUGGCGUUAAGAAGGAGGAAGAACGGGAGGACAUACAUGUUACGGAGUGCAAGACGAGUAAAAUCACAACGCCGCAUACUGCCACGGCAGCUGUGGCCGCCAAAACUACAAAAUCUGCAUCAGAUGUGUGUCAGCUGAAAGCGAAAUCUAUAGAAUCGCUCCGCUCCGUCUCGCCCGGCUCCGAUUCGGUGUUCUACAGUGAAGCAGAUGGUCCCGUGCAAGAGCCACACAGUCAUUGCCUGCACUGCGGUAAGGGUACAGAGGGUCAGACUACAAAUAUAAGCGCAUUGGCUGGCGACUCUGUCGAAUCACUGCCUUAUAUGGGAAAUGACCAUGAACAAGAUAUUGUAAAACCGCCCUCGGACUUCGCAGACUCACCGGUAACUGCGAAAACAACGCAACGUCUUUAUAAGAAGAUGGACAAACGUUUUCGCUCUGAAGAGCGUUAUCAUGCAGGCGAACGUGGUCGACAUUAUAAGACACGUCAGGAGAAUAUACGCGCAAAGAGCGAAGAACGCAGUCGCGAGAGCGUACAUUCACGUAGUCCACAAAGCUUACGUCCAGCCGGUUCGAGUCCAUGUGUACUGCCGGAUGCAGCGGUUGAGCAGAGCCAGCAGAUUAUUUAUCGUGGUCAUUACGAUCCUGCGCGUUAUUCACGCCUCACCGACGCUGAUGUUUGGACCCAGCUAAAUCACCAAAGUUUCGAUCGCCAACGUGAUCGCCGUCCAUCAACGGAGUCGGAGCGCAGUUUUCACUCAAAGUAUCAAGUCAUACUACAUCGUUUGGUGCAGCGACGUUGCACCUUGGAAAUGUAUCAUCGCCAACGAAACAAUAAUUUUCGUGUUGACAAAACGAUUGUGGUUAAGAGUGAGUCUGGCGAAUUUGGUUUUCGCAUACAUGGCUCGAAACCGGUCGUGGUGGCCGCUAUUGAACCCGAAACACCGGCUGAGAGCUCUGGACUCGAAGUAGGCGAUAUAAUCAUAUCGGUGAAUGGCGUGGAGGUCUUGGAUAAACAUCAUACCGAAGUGGUGAAGAUCGCACACGAUGGUUGUGAGACACUCGAACUGGAGGUGGCGCGCACAAUCGGUGUGCUCAUGCACGAGCAACAAGAGCCGCCGAGUCAACCGAUCUUUAGCGGCUAUUUGUGGCGACAGAGUGGCCAAGCGAAGGGUGCACCGAAUACGAAAAAAUGGGUGCGUCGCUGGUUCUCGCUGCGACCGGAUAACUGUUUGUACUAUUAUAAAACCGAAGAUGACAAUCAACCUGUUGGCGCUAUGAUCAUGGCCAAGCAUACAGUUGAUCACUGCCCGCCUGAGGUCGGUAAGCCGUACGCCUUCAAAAUUGACUCCGGCGAAGGCAUACCAUUGUAUGUGGCCGCCGAUACGGAGGAGCUGUCCAGCCGUUGGAUUAAGUUGCUCAAACAAGCGGCUACACAGGGCACACCCUGGCUGGAUAAUAGCGCACACAAUCUCUACCAACCGCCGUGCAGCAUUACACGUCCGGACUGUUUCGGUUACCUGUUGAAAUUGGGCUCCCGCUGGUGUGGCUGGUCGAAGCGCUACUGUGUGCUGAAGGAUGCUUGUUUGUAUUUCUAUCAGGACGCUAAUAGUAAGACGGCAUUUGGUAUGGCUUGUCUGCAUGGCUAUAAGGUAUCAUCGAUGUCGACAAAUGCCUCAGGCAAGAAAAAUUCCUUCGAGAUUAUACCGCCAGAGACCAAAUUGCGACAUUAUUAUUUCUGCACCGAAUCGGAAAUGGAUAAAAAGAGAUGGAUUUCGGCUCUUGAAUAUUCCAUCGAUCGUUGGAUAAAAUCCGGGUAACUAAGAUUGAAAACUAUAGGGAGCAAACGCAAGCGUAGUUUCAGUUACUACAUUGAGUAAAAAUAUGGAACAGAAAGUGGAGAAAAAUACUGAAAAUUGAGAAAAGGCGUGUCAGAGUGUCGAAGAGAACGACUUGGCUGCCACGUAAAAAUUAUAGAAGAUAAAAAACUUAAAAUAAAUAGAAUUGGAUAAAUGUAAUGAAAAAGGUCACUGCAACUGAUUACAUUAUAAGGCAUAUUAAGUAGAUAUACAAAUACUUUUAAGCAAACCAAAUGAAAAAAAUCAUGUCAAGUAAAACUGAGAGCAGGAGAACUAAAGCACUAGAACUGAUAUACGGAGUAUUUUAAAGGGAAGCAAAAUAGUUUGCAAAAGUAAAUCAGACAAGAUGUUGGAAAAAGAUAACAGGAGCAUGAAUUUGAAAUGAAAAAGCGAUGAAAGGAAAUGUAUAUUAGAAAACAUUUAUUUUAAAUUAAGCUGUAAAAAUAUUAAAUUAAAGCUCAAGAUUGUAUUCAAUAUGAAUAAAGAAAACAUCAGAAAAAUAUUGUAAAAGUUUAAAAUUCGAUAAGUGUAAAUAAAAAAGCCAAAGAUAUAAAUAUAAUUGAAACUGUUUUUGAAUAUUACAAUGAAAAAUACAUAUGUGAAUGUAAAUACAGUUUGUAUGUAGAAAUUUCAGCAUUUAGCCAACAAUUAUUUACAUAGAUGUCAAGCAAAACCGUUACUUACAGUGACGAACACUAAAAUUAGCUUUCGUUCAAACACGAGCACACCACUAAUUAAUUAAUGAAAACUUAAAAGUAAUUUAGAAAUCAGUGUGAAGAAAUGUAAAAAAGAAUGCCAAAUAAUUAGUGUUGAUAUUGAAAAAUAAAAAAUAUAACUAAAAUAAUUUUUAUAAAAUUUGUUUGAAAGCAAAAAUUAAGCAUUUUUUUGUUCACCAAUUUAUACAUAUAUUAUUAUUUUUUUUUAAUUGCCUUAUAAUUUAAAAAUAGUUAGGUAAGUU
Messenger RNA from Bactrocera neohumeralis, 9510 nucleotides. RefSeq lists its product as uncharacterized. Lineage: Eukaryota; Metazoa; Arthropoda; Insecta; Diptera; Tephritidae. The coding region runs from base 2160 to 8513 and encodes 2117 amino acids. The transcript has 21 exons. The record is from RefSeq and is a predicted model, not a curated record. Gene Ontology annotation, molecular function: protein binding.